Spirometra erinaceieuropaei is the source of this 3055-nucleotide messenger RNA. The record is from the annotation of a GenBank genome assembly. NCBI's taxonomy places the organism in Eukaryota, Metazoa, Platyhelminthes, Cestoda, Diphyllobothriidea, Diphyllobothriidae.
AUGCCUGUUUUGAAUGAAAAAGCGUCUGCUUCGGACAUUAAAGCCGAACUUAUUGACCUUGUGAGACAGAAAAGGUCGCUUACAGUAUGUGCCCUUUAGAUAAGUCAUUGUUCCAGGAAACUCUAGCUACACUUGAAAGGCAGAUAUAUUUAUUUGAAGGUAGCUAUCUCGACGACACUGCGCCCUAUGGAAAUAUAAUCAAAGGAUGGGACCGCUAUUUAGCCUCUUCCUCGGGCAGUGCUUUCGGUGCCGUCGCCGCGAAUGGCCCGCUUGGUAGCAGCCGUGGGCAAAACGACAAGCGCUCCCGUAAAUUUCGUGAUACAGACAGACUGUUCUCGAGGUCUUCAGUGACUUCUGCUGCUGUAAGUUUGGCAAGUAAUUGUGCUUACCUGACUUUUAGAUCACGAAUGGUUAUUUUGAUUUGGAAAAGAGUAAGUUGUUUCCAGUCGGUGUUUUAAUCACUUUGUGUUGGUGUCUUUUGUUUUUGGCACCUCAACUUUGCUAAUUGUUCUCUUGGCUGCUCGCUUAUUGCUUGUCUGGGUGUUGUGUGCGGCCAUGGAGACAGUUUAAGAUCUCAUGUUUAGGGAUUCGAUGGUGUCAGUCAUGUACAAUCGCGGACGAGGACAUCAUAUCUGAUCCCCAAAAUUCUUCCUUCCACGAACCAUCCCAGGAGCCAUGGUUUUUAUUGGCCUGGCGUUUCGAUAGCAGACAAGCUUCCAUAAUCGGAGGUGGGUUGCGUAUGACACGUAACAAUAUUUAAGGGUUUUCCUCCAUGCUGGCGUGUCACUAAGUUCCGGCGCGCUGCAUCACAAGGUUUGGCGAUUGUUGUCAUGGCGGCAUCGGCACCUCCUCAUCCCUUGUGGGGAGGUGGGUGGCGUCGGGAUGACCGCGGCCAAUGCUCUUGUUUGCAUUGUUCGUUGUCCGUCCUGCACGUAUCUCGCCUUCCUGCCCCGUUCACACCUGGCCGUAAGCGUGUGAACGGUGGUUGUCAUGCCAGUGUUAACGUCGGGAUGGGGGGUCAUGUCACUGUCAUGCGUUCUUGCCGAGUGCUCGCGUCUGUCAGCGUUCAGACCCAGAAGGUGGUCUCCUAGGUUUACGUUCGCCGUCGGUUGUUCCCUGCUUUCGUCUGUUUCCGAUGCCUGUCUAUACUCGUCCGUGUUCCCGCUUGGUCUGGGUUUGACUGCUGCCGUCUCUGGCCUGACGCCUCGUCGGUAGCCCUGCUGAAUGAAAUUCACCCGUAGGGCGUGGUAAGCAGUCAGCAAAGUUACGCAGCGGUUAAUUGGGGUAGUUGUGGUGUGCCAUGCUUCGAGCGUCUCCCUGACCGUGUGAUCGCUCCCUUGGCCCAAGACUUCAGCGUCUUGGAAAGCGAAUGCAUGGCCAAAAGCUGCGUAGUGUUUCGCCACCAGCGAGAGCUGAUCCAUUCUUCGUACCGCUUUUGCGUGCUCGUCCAUGCGGACCUUCAGUCUUUUCCCGGUCUCUCCAUCGUAGUUUGCUUCGCAUGAAUUAUACGGGAUUUGAUAGAAGAUGUUGGCUGUUUCGCCUCGUGGCAGAGGCGUUUUUGGUUUCAUGACCAGACCUCUGAUUGUCGCUUCGGGUUUGUGGGCGAUGCCGAUACCCAAUGGCUGCAAGAUACGGACAACUGCCUCGGAAUGUGUGGCAGCGCUCUCCAGACUUUCGGUUGAUUUACCGUUGACUUUAUGGUGGGUCUGGACAGUCUGCUGCCCUCCACUAGCACUCGGCAAGUCUUGUUCUACCACAUCAAUCACCCGCUGUGUCACAAACGAAGCUGUAUUCCAUCUCUCUACAAGAGAGUUAACACUCACUGCAGCGAACCGGCCGACAAAGUAGUCCAACUCUACUAUCUACAGCGGAUGUUCACCUCUAACGGUUACCCUCGCAGCCUUAUAAAACGCACCAGACAGUCAAGACCAGCCAUAAAGUCAACGGCAAAUCAACAGAAAGUCAAUUAUGUUGGUGAAACCGGCAAACAGGUACGCACGAGAUUGCACGAACACGGGUUGGCUGUGAGACGAAAAGAUAAACUCUCCUUAGUGUCCGCCCACGCUUCCUCGCCAGGGCACGCUUUCGGCUUUAAGUGCAUGAGAAUAUUGGGCCAGUCGGACGACCGAGUUUCGCCUCUGCAGCAGUAAGCGUGGCACUCAAUUGAGGACCCGAUCAAUCGGCAUAUCGAUCUGCCAGUCACUUAUCAAGCAUUGCAUGAACAAAUCAGCGGCGCAGCUGGAGGUCAUCCCCGGCAUAGAUGAACCAAAUAUAAGUUGUAUAGAUUCUUUCAUUCCCUGACGAUGGGCUCGCGUGAGAGUUCGAAACGUCGGAUAAAUAAACAAUUAAUCACAGCGAUCGCCUUCCCGUCUUUUCCUAUCCAAGUAGCUGAGCCGCGGGUAUUUUCUAUCAUUCGGUAAAACCGAUUAAAGGGACUGACCGGAGAUACCCCGCGAUGUAUCCCCUAUUUACUGUGCCUCUUCUUCAAAUACUCUCGAUCUUCGGGCAUCGGUCUUAUUGAGUGUAAAUGGGUUUCGCUGGCUCUUUGUUUCUCGGUGACGCACGCUGGACAGUGUGGGCUCGGCCAUCUCACUAACAAGUAUUUUGGCAGCAUGCCCGUAUGAGUUAACAUCCUGUGUCCCGCGCAGGAGAGCCAGCCAGGGCGUGCCAUAGUUUUGUAUUUUCAUAAGAAUGAAUAUUAACUAGGUAAUACUUGUCGCUUCUUUCGCGUGGGAAAAACAGACGACGUUUAAUAAGUCGAAUCGUCAAUAACUUAAGGAAAUGACUGUUGUGUGGUCACUGCCUAUGUUUUUCCAAGCACGCAUUGGGAGAGGUGUUUUGAUAGAACCGUAUGUAUUUGCUCGGUUGGUUGACGUUUAUAAUUAUUUGAUUACUUACAGCUAACACGCCUGCCUCGAAUUCUGCUUACGAGGAUAACCAGGCAUUUGAACAGUCUGAGCAAACGGAUUUGUCCACAUUGAAUUUUCUUGAAACGUCGGACUCAAAGACUUACUCUGCCACCCCAACUGGGAAGAAGAAAAGGAAACAUCGUUGA